UCGUCGGACGCACGUCUCUAACGGAUAUGUUUUUAAAUGUUAUUCGUGUUAAUGUAAAUAAUUUACCGUGACGUGUUACCGUGGAAACUUUUUUUUAGUAACUUUUGUAUUGUGUUUUUAGGUGAUUCUUUUUGUUUAUAAUCCUGGUAUAAGUUGUCGUCUUGAAAUUUAGGUUCCGUACACUCAAUAGGAAACAUCCAAUAACAACUAUACUAUGACUUGACAUACCAGAUCUGAAACAGGCAAAGAUGACGUGUCCAUUUCGUCGUGCGUCAUCCCAACAGCAGUUUGCGAAUGGAUCUAGCAGUAAAAAGCCUGAGCUGCGUUCUCGACAAUCGUCCAUACAUCUUCCUGGGCCAGACGAAGAUGAUGGAGAAAGGAAUACACUCACAUUGAAGCAUCUGAGCGAAGCUUUACAACUGCUAACUGCGCCAUCGAAUGAUUGUCUCCACGCUGCGGUCACAGCAUUAACGAAGAAUCAAGCUGAGCAUUAUGACAACUACAACUGUUUACGAAGAUUGCCCGACGACGUAAAAACAUGGAGAAAUUAUGCGUAUUUAGAAGAAAUAUACGAUGCUGUCCGUGCCACUGACAGUUUGAACACAGAAGAUUUUAUGGCAAAAUUAGGAGAAUACCUAAUUUUAACUGCAUUUUCGCAUAACUGCCGGUUGGAGAGAGCGUUCAAAUGUCUCGGAACGAAUUUAACAGAAUUUUUAACAACACUAGACAGUGUACAUGAUGUUUUACAUGAUCAGGAUGACGUCCUCAAAGAUGAUACAGUGGAAUACGAAGCUGCAUUUGUUUGUACAACAUCGAGAGGCAAAAUCGAGUUGUAUCUGACAACAGAAUGUGAGCCCGUCGCUUAUUUAUUAGUGGGGAGUCUUAAAGCGAUUGCGAGGCGUCUCUACGACACGCAAGCUGACAUAAGACUGAUGAGUUACACGAACGACCCGAGAAGAUUCAAAUAUGAAAUCAAAGCGAUUCCAUUGCAACAAAAACCUACCGGGGAUGACAGUGCGGUGACAGGUGACAGUGCCUGCGUCGCUUCGUCCAGCAAAGUAACAGACUUGAGGAUCGGUGUUGCGAGCUUCUGUAAAGCCUUCCCUUGGCAUUUCGUUACAGACAAACGACUAGAACUUGUGCAAUUAGGUGGCGGUUUCAUGAGAUUAUUUGGCACGUAUUUGGCGACACAUGGCUCCGCGUUGGGGACAUACUUCAGAUUAUUACGUCCCCGCGGCGUGUCGCUGGAUUUUCGUGAAAUUUUAAAAAGAGUCAACACUCCAUUUAUGUUUUGUUUGAAAAUUCCCGGCUCUACAUCACUGGCAGAGGGUCUCGAGAUAAAAGGACAGAUGGUGUUUUGUUCGGAGUCAGAUUCACUACUGUUCGUUGGAUCACCGUUCCUCGACGGCCUCGAAGGUCUCACUGGCAGAGGACUCUUUAUAUCUGACAUACCAUUGCACGAUGCAACCAGAGACGUUAUUUUGGUUGGAGAACAAGCAAGGGCACAAGAUGGCCUAAGAAGAAGAAUGGAUAAAUUGAAGAAUUCAAUCGAGGAAGCAAGUAAAGCGGUGGAUAAAGAACGAGAAAAGAAUGUUAGCUUAUUGCAUUUAAUAUUUCCACCUCAUAUCGCAAAAAGAUUAUGGUUGGGAGAGAAGAUCGAAGCGAAGAGUCACGAUGACGUAACAAUGCUGUUCAGUGAUAUUGUUGGUUUCACAUCUAUUUGCGCGACCGCCACGCCUAUGAUGGUCAUCGCCAUGUUAGAAGACUUGUACAGCGUGUUUGAUGUGUUUUGUGAAGAACUAGAUGUAUACAAGGUGGAAACAAUUGGCGACGCAUAUUGUGUAGCAAGUGGUCUACAUCGUAAGAUAGAGACGCACGCUCCCCAGAUUGCUUGGAUGGCGCUACGUAUGGUUGAAACUUGUGCACAACAUCUUACACAUGAAGGUCAUCCUAUAAAGAUGCGCAUUGGUCUCCAUACUGGAACAGUGCUUGCUGGAGUAGUUGGAAAAACAAUGUUAAAGUACUGCCUCUUUGGACAUAACGUCACUCUAGCUAACAAGUUCGAAUCCGGAUCAGAACCACUCAAGAUUAACGUUAGUCCUACUACAUACAAGUGGCUCAUAAAUUUCCCCGGCUUCGAAAUGGAGCCACGAGAUCGUUCCUGCCUUCCCAACUCGUUCCCCAAGGAUAUCCCGGGUACAUGCUACUUUCUGCAUAGAUACAAGCAUCCGGGGACUGACCCAAGCGCUUCGCAGGUACAACACAUACAGGAUGCUCUAAUCGAUUUCGGAAUCGGACAAGGGAAGUCAGUUCACGUCGAUACAGAAGAACCUACAUAA
Messenger RNA from Papilio machaon (common yellow swallowtail), 2339 nucleotides. It is a transcript of the gene Gycalpha99B, whose product is annotated as head-specific guanylate cyclase. Gene Ontology annotation, molecular function: guanylate cyclase activity; heme binding. Gene Ontology annotation, biological process: response to oxygen levels; cGMP biosynthetic process. Gene Ontology annotation, cellular component: guanylate cyclase complex, soluble. The coding region runs from base 249 to 2339 and encodes 696 amino acids. The transcript is spliced from 15 exons. The record is from RefSeq and is a predicted model, not a curated record. NCBI's taxonomy places the organism in Eukaryota, Metazoa, Arthropoda, Insecta, Lepidoptera, Papilionidae.